GUAGACGUUACAGUUCUAAUGCAGAGACAUGAACUCCCAGAGUGACUGGGUUCAAACAGACAGUGGCUAUACCCAAAGGAUACCCCACUCUGUGACAGCCAUCCCUCUGUAGUGACUGGUAGGCCAGUGACGGGCCUACCAUCUGUCUUAAUGAGAGCCUCCUCCAAAGUAUGUGUUUGCUUUAAGUCCAGCUGCAGACAGACGUCCAGCUGCGGACAGACGUCCAGCUGCGGACAGACGUCCAGCUGCGGACAGACGUCCAGCUGCGGACAGAUGUCCAGCUGGGCAGUUGCUCCUUGGUGCCUUCAGACAAAAAAAGAUGUCCUGCUCAUCUACAGCAGCAGGUGGAUUCGUGUUGAUGUCUUACAAAACGAUGCAAUACCAGGUUUACCAAAGGAUUCGUGCACAGCUUGCCAAGUGUGACCAGAGGUGUUAAAGUCUAAACCAGUUCUUCUGUUGAGACUGGGUCAAUGCAACAUGAGCCUGGUCCCAGAUUCUGGACUUGACUCACCUGUAGUACUUGUAUGAAUGAUGUGAUAGUUUCUCCCUCAGCUCAAUGCAGCACUAAAGUAUUGAAUGUCAAUGUGUUCUCUUCAGUGCAGUGUUCAAACACACCUGAAGUUCUUCAUCUUUAAUGUGAAUGUUUCCAUUAAGUUAUUGAUAAUCAUACCUCUGAGCAUUCAUGACACCUGGUCAGACCUAAUGACGUGCCUUAACAAACUGUUAUUUCACCUCAAUAAAUGAUUUUUUAAAUAAUUUGGUUUGUGCUUUAGAAGUCUUGGUUUCUGCACAUUCUUCUGUUUCUUCCACAGGAAGUGAACCUCAGGACACACAGUGUGCAUGUUGGUCAUUAAACAGUGAUCAGGUGGUAUCUGACUUCACUGAGCUUCACUCUGGUUCUGAUGAAAACCGGUGUCGGUGUUUGCUUCAGCUCAUUACAAUCAUGUGGGAUCCAGUUGUUUCUGUCUAGAAAAACCAACGAAUCAGAGGUGUUCCACACACAGGAACUUCAAUAAUACAACCGACAGCUCUCAUCUGUGAGCUCUUUUAUGCACAAACUAACCCCACUAACAUUUAGUGGCCAAGUGUCCAUUCACUUUUGAACCUUGAGAGUUUAUGUUAAACACAGUUCAGUUUAUCUUCAUGUAAACCUGCAAAUUAAACUCAGGGUUCUCCUGAAUGUCACCAAAGCCUUUAUAAAGCAGCCACGUUCACACAUACAUGCAGCGAUAAACCCUAAACCCUAACUCUAACAGACUAAACCCCAACAAACAAGUUUUAUCGCUGAAUCCAAUAACACACUGCUGCUUCUUCUUAUUCAUCAAUCCCCAUAGUAUUAGUCAAUCACCAUACUAUUUAUUAAUCACCAUAUUGUUCUGUACACUUAUAACAGUCAUUUAUUAUUUUCUAUUAUUUUCCUUUUUAAUCAGUCAUAAAUUGGGUUGUUAUUAUUAUCAAUAGUAUUGAUGUCAUUGUUGUCCUUAUAAUAAUCUGGUAUGAUUAUUAUUAUUAUUAUUAUUAUUAUUACAGCAGGUCAGUCUGUCUGCUGUACUUUAUUAACUGAUUAUGGUCUUUACCUUAUUCAGCUGAAACAUAGUGUGAAAUGUAUUAAAUUAAGUUUUACAGUGAUCUGUUUUUCCUCGUCCUCAGAGACUUUUAAACACAUCUGCUCUGUGAUUGGUGGAGAACGUCCUGUACAGGUGUGUACAGGUGUGGCUGCAUCAGCUUUUAGAAGGAUUCUGACUUAUUCAUGAAAACAAUAAACAUCAUUCUCAGGACUGAAAAACACUAUGAUAAGCCUGACCCUAUUUGACGCAUGCGCUCUGAACAAGCAGACAAUCUCCCGGAGUUGUCUACAUUAGUAGCGGAAGUACAGAAAAUCCUCCUUCAAAAUAAAACAAAAAUAAAGUCACAAGAACAGAUGUGUUGCAGGUGUUUGAGCAGAACACCCGAUCACUACAUGAUGUGUGGUUUUCACUGUGAGUCCAGGUGUGUUAACGCCCACUCCAUUGGUUAAACACAUGGACAGGUAGAGCAUGGUGCUAUAAACUACACAAGCAGCUAGAAAAACAGGAGCACACCUGUUCAACAGAAACAGAGGGAUUCAUUAAACAGAUGCAGGUUUAACCUCCACGUGUGUCGAUGCAGUCAUUUGGCGAUUUGGUCAGUGACUAAUUUGAAGAUCGUACCAGGAAGUCGUGUGUGUCUCUGCAGCCAGCUUCACCCUGGUCUCCUACACCUCCCACCAGUUUCUGUGAAGAAGACUUCCGGUGGUGUGUCAUGGCGGUGGCAUGGUGAAUCCUACAGAAAGGGAAAAAUAUUCGCCCCUGUGGUCCUCUCCCGUCGGUUCAGGGCAGAUUUUCAUGCAGAAAUACGCGUGUCAGCUCCGACCUCGCACCUUGGAUUAGCCAGCGCAGCGCUGCGGUGUCCUCCGCCCGGACAUGGCGGCUCACAAACCAGUGGAGUGGGUCCAGGCCGUGAUUACUAGAUUUGAUGAGCAGCUCCCCAUUAAAGUCGGACACCAGAACACCCACACCAAAGUCAGCACAGAGCACAACAAGGAAUGUCUGAUCAACAUCUCCAAGUACAAGUUCUCCCUCGUCAUCAGUGGCCUCACCACCAUCCUCAAAAAUGUGAACAACAUGCGGAUAUUUGGAGAAGCUUCUGAGAAGAACCUCUACCUCUCCCAGCUCAUCAUCUUGGACACACUGGAGAAGUGCCUGGCUGGGCAAUCGAAGGACUGCUUACGUCUGGAUGAGACCAUGCUGGUCAAACAGCUGCUGCCAGAGAUCUGCCAUUUCAUUUACACUUACCGCGAGGGCCACCAGCACGCUGCCGAGCUCCGGGCCUCCGCCUCAGCCGUCCUCUUCUCUCUGAGCUGCAACAACUUCAACGCCGUCUUCAGCCGCAUCUCCACCAGGCUCCAGGAGCUGACAGUCUGCUCCGAGGACAACGUGGAUGUUCACGACAUAGAGCUGAUGCAAUACAUCAACGUGGACUGCUCCAAGCUGAAGAGGCUGCUCCAAGAAACUGUUCUGAAGUUCAGAGCUCUGAAGAAACCCGCCCAGCUCGCAGUCAUCAACAGUUUAGAGAAGGCAUUUUGGAACUGGGUGGAGAAUUACCCCGAUGAGUUCACCAUGCUGUACCAGCGACCACAGGCAGAUAUGGCAGAAGCUGCAGAGAAGCUGUUUGAUUUGGUGGACAGCUUUGCAGAGAGUGCUAAGAGAAAAGCAGCUGUGUGGCCGCUGCAGAUCAUCCUCCUCAUCCUCUGUCCAGAGAUCACACACACCAUCUCCAAAGACACUGUGGAAGACAGCAAGGCCAACAAGAAACUGUUCAUGGACAAUUUGAGGAAAGCGUUAGCGGGUCAGGGCGGCAGCAAACAGCUGAUGGAGAGCGCCGCCAUCGCCUGUGUCAAACUCUGUAAAGCCUCCACCUACAUCAAUUGGGAGGAUCACUCCACCAUCUUCCUCCUGGUCCAGUCCAUCGUCAUGGAUCUGAAGGCUCUGCUGUUCAAUCCAGCCAAACCCUUCUGGAGGGGGGCGGGAAGCCAGAGCGCUGACGUGGAGCUGAUGAUGGACUGCUUUGUUUCCUGUUUCCGCAUCAAUCCUCACAACAACCAGCACUUUAAGGUCUGUUUGGCCUCCGCAUCCCCUUCGACUUUUCAUUUUGUCCUGGUCAACUCGCUGCACAGAAUCAUCACUAACUCUCACCUGGACUGGUGGCCGAAGAUAGACGCAGUGUACUGCUACUCUGGAGAGCUGCGCUUCAUGUUCUCAGACACCCUGAACCGGGUGAUCCAAGGCGCAGCCACCCACGCUCCACUGCGCAUGACGCCGAGUCUGACGUUCAAAGGGAAGAUGACCACCAGCCUUAAGUUCAAAGAGAAAGCCACAGACCUGGACACUCGAAGCUACAAGUGCCUCCUACUUGCUCUGGUCAAACUCAUCCACGCUGACCCCAAACUCAUGUUACAUAACCCAGUGAAACAGGCUCCAGAGAUGCAGAGCAGCACAGCAGAGCUCAUCACCGGCCUGGUGCAGCUGGUGCCUCUGACCAACACCACCCAGCUCUCGCAGGAAGCCAUGGAGGCUCUGUUAGUCCUUCACCAGCCAGAGACCAUUGAGCUGUGGAAUCCAGAUGCCCCCAUAGAGACGUUCUGGGACAUCAGUUCACAGGUGCUCUUCCUCAUCUGUCGGAAACUGAUUGGUCAACAGAUGGUCAAUGGGACAGAGGUUCUGAAAUGGCUGAGGGAGAUCCUCAUCUGCAGAAACAAGUUCCUGCUCAAGAACAAGGACUGUGCCACGGUGGGCGGAGGGAUCCCGAUCUGCCGGCAGGCACAGACAAAGCUGGAGGUGUGUCUCUAUAUGUUCCUGUGGAGUCCGGACACCGAGGCCGUGCUCGUCGCCAUGUCCUGUUUCCGUCACCUCUGUGAGGAGGCCGACAUCCGCAGCGCUGCCGACGAGGUGCCCGUCCAAAACAUCCUGCCCAACUACGCCACCUUCAGUGAGCUGGCCUCCGUCAGCAACAUGAUGGGAACAGGUCGAUCCACCUUACAGAAGAGAGUGAUGGCCUUGUUAAGGAGGGUGGAGCACCCCACACCAGGAAACAUUGAGGCCUGGGAGGACACGUACACUAAAUGGGACCAGGCCACAAAACAGAUCCUCAACUUUCCCAAGAACAAGGCUGAUGAUGGACAGCAGGAGUGGAUCAACAUGACCGGCUUCCUGUGUGCUCUGGGCGGGGUGUGUCUCCAGCAGCGCAGCACCCCCGGCCCGGCCACCUACAGCCCACCUAUGGGCCCCGUGAAUGAGCGCAAACACUCCAUGAUCUCCAUGGGCCCCUGCGAGGGGUCCAACCCCGUGGCCUCGGCCUCAUCCUGCUCCUCGUCGGCCUCCAGCGAGACGCCCGUCAGCCGCUUCCUGGACCGGCUGCUGGCCCUGCUCGUGUGUGGACAUGACAGGGUUGGCCUCCAUGUUCGCACCAACGUCAAAGACCUGCUGGGGCUGGAGCUCAGCCCCGCCCUCUACCCCAUGCUCUUCAACAAGCUGAGGAACAGCAUCGGCAAGUUCUUCGACACACAGGGACCGGUUCCCAUCAAUGACACUAACACCCAGUUUGUGGAGCAGACCAUCGCCAUCAUGAAGAACCUGCUGGAUAACCACACAGAGGGCAGCUCAGAACACCUGGGGCAGGCCAGCAUCGAGACCAUGAUGCUCAACCUGGUCAGGUAUGUGCGAAUCCUGGGCAACGUGGUCCACGCGAUCCAGAUCAAAACCAAGCUGUGCCAACUGGUUGAGGUGAUGAUGGAGAGAAGAGACGACCUGUCCUUCUGCCAGGAGAUGAAGUUCAGGAACAAGAUGGUGGAGUACCUGACAGACUGGGUGAUGGGGACAUCCAACCAAGCUGCUGAUGAUGACAUCAAGUGCCUGACGAGGGACCUGGACCAGGCCAGUAUGGAGGCCGUAGUGUCUCUGUUAGCUGGUCUUCCUCUGCAGCCGGAGGAGGGGGACGGAGUAGAACUGAUGGAGGCCAAGUCUCAGCUCUUCCUCAAGUACUUCACUCUGUUCAUGAACCUGUUGAACGACUGCAGUGAGGUGGAGGACGAGGGUCAGGUGGUGGGGGGUCGAAAGAGAGGGAUGUCUCGCCGCUUGGCCUCGCUCCGACACUGCACCGUCCUGGCCAUGUCCAACCUGCUCAACGCUAACGUGGACAGCGGCCUCAUGCACUCCAUCGGUCUGGGCUACCACAAAGACCUGCAGACCCGAGCCACCUUCAUGGAGGUGCUGACCAAGAUCCUGCAGCAGGGAACGGAAUUCGACACGCUGGCAGAGACGGUGCUGGCCGACCGCUUCGAGCGGCUGGUGGAGCUGGUCACUAUGAUGGGAGACCAGGGAGAGCUGCCCAUCGCCAUGGCGCUGGCUAACGUGGUUCCUGGGUCUCAGUGGGACGAGUUGGCCCGAGUCCUGGUGACGCUGUUCGACUCCCGCCACCUCCUCUACCAGCUGCUGUGGAACAUGUUCUCUAAAGAGGUGGAGCUGGCCGACUCCAUGCAGACUCUGUUCAGAGGAAACAGCCUGGCCAGUAAAAUAAUGACCUUCUGUUUCAAGGUGUACGGAGCAGCGUACCUGCAGAAGCUCCUGGAGCCUUUAUUAAGAGGUGUCAUCACCACUCCUGAACACAUCAGCUUUGAGGUGGACCCCACCAGGCUGGAACAAGGCGAGAACCUGGAGGAGAACCAGAGGAACCUGCUGCAGAUCACUGAGCGUUUCUUCCAGGCCAUCAUCGGUUCAUCCAGCGAGUUCCCUCCACAGCUCCGCAGCGUCUGCCACUGUCUCUACCAGGCUACUUGCCACUCUCUACUGAAUAAAGCCACAGUAAAAGAAAAAAAGGAAAACAAAAAAGCAGUGGUGAGUCAGCGCUUCCCUCAGAACAGCAUCGGAGCCGUGGGCAGUGCCAUGUUCCUGCGCUUCGUCAACCCUGCGAUUGUGUCUCCGUAUGAAGCCGGCAUCUUGGAUAAGAAGCCCCUGCCCAGGAUCGAACGGGGUCUCAAACUCAUGUCCAAGAUUCUGCAGAGCAUUGCAAACCAUGUCCUGUUUACAAAAGAAGAACACAUGAGACCUUUUAAUGAUUUUGUGAAGAGCAACUUUGAUUCAGCCAGGAGGUUUUUCUUGGACAUAGCGUCUGACUCUCCACCCAGUGACUCUGUCAACCACAGUCUGUCCUUCAUCAGUGACGGUAACGUGCUGGCCCUGCACCGCCUGCUGUGGAACAACCAGGAGAGGAUCGGCCAGUACCUGUCCAGUAACAGGGAUCACAAGGCUGUAGGCAGACGACCUUUUGACAAGAUGGCCACCCUGCUCGCCUACCUGGGACCUCCUGAACACAAACCUGUGGCUGACACUCACUGGUCCAGUCUCAACCUGACGAGCUCCAAGUUUGAGGAGUUCAUGACCAGGCACCAGGUCCAUGAGAAGGAAGAGUUCAAAGCCUUAAAGACCCUCAACAUCUUCUACCAGGCAGGAACCUCCAAGACGGGGAACCCAGUGUUCUACUACGUGGCCCGCAGGUUCAAAACAGGCCAGAUCAAUGGUGACCUGCUCAUCUACCAUGUCCUCCUUACCCUCAAACCCUACUAUGCUAAGCCCUAUGAGAUAGUAGUGGACUUGACACAUGUAGGACCCAGCAAUCGCUUCAAGACCGACUUCCUAUCCAAGUGGUUUGUGGUCUUUCCUGGCUUCGCCUAUGAGAAUGUAGCAGCUGUUUAUGUCUACAACUGCAACACCUGGGUGAGGGAGUACACCAAGUACCACGAACGUCUACUGACAGGCCUGAAGGGCAGCAAGCGUCUCCAGUUCAUCGACUCUCCAGCUAAGUUGGCCGAGCACAUUGAACCCGACCAACAGAAGCUGCCUGCGGCCACACUUACCCUGGAAGAAGACCUGAAAGUGUUCCACAAUGCCCUCAAGCUGGCCCACAAAGAUACCAAGGUCUCAAUAAAGGUGGGUUCGACAGCAGUUCAGGUGACCUCGGCUGAACGGACCCGUGUCCUCGGCCAGCCGGUCUUCCUCAACGAUGUCUACUACGCCUCAGAGAUUGAGGAGAUUUGUCUGGUGGACGAGAGCCAGUUCACCCUCACCAUGGCCAACCAGGGCACACCGCUCACAUUCAUGCACCAGGAGUGUGACGCCAUCGUCCAGUCCAUAAUCCACAUCCGGACACGCUGGGAGCUGUCACAGCCAGAUUCCAUCCCACAGCACACCAAGAUCCGACCCAAAGAUGUUCCUGGCACUCUGCUGAACAUCGCUCUGCUCAACCUGGGCAGCUCUGACCCCAGCCUCAGGUCUGCGGCUUAUAAUCUGCUGUGUGCUUUGACCUGCACCUUCAACCUCAAGAUAGAGGGCCAGCUCCUCGAGACGUCUGGCCUCUGCAUCCCAGCCAACAACACCCUCUUCAUAGUGUCCAUCAGCAAGACUCUGGCUGCCAAUGAGCCACAUCUGACUCUGGAGUUUCUGGAGGAGUGUAUCUCAGGCUUCAGCAAGUCCAGUAUUGAGCUGAAGCACCUCUGUCUGGAGUACAUGACACCCUGGCUGCUCAACCUGGUUCGCUUCUGUAAGCACAACGACGACGCCAAGCGCCAGCGCGUCACUGCUAUUCUGGACAAACUCAUCACCAUGACCAUCAAUGAGAAGCAGAUGUAUCCCUCCAUACAAGCCAAGAUCUGGGGCAGCCUGGGCCAGAUCACAGACCUGUUGGACGUGGUGUUGGACAGCUUCAUUAAGACCAGUGCUACAGGAGGCCUGGGCUCCAUCAAAGCAGAGGUCAUGGCUGACACUGCCGUGGCUCUGGCUUCAGGGAACGUCAAACUGGUGUCCAGCAAGGUGAUUGGUCGAAUGUGUAAGAUCAUAGACAAGACGUGCCUGUCGCCAACGCCCACACUGGAGCAGCAUCUGAUGUGGGACGACAUCGCCAUCUUGGCACGCUACAUGCUCAUGCUGUCCUUCAACAACUCACUGGAUGUCGCAGCCCACCUGCCCUACCUGUUCCACGUGGUGACCCUGCUGGUCGCCACAGGGCCGUUGUCCCUCAGGGCCUCCACCCACGGUUUGGUCAUCAACAUCAUCCAUUCCCUCUGCACCUGCUCUCAGCUCAACUUCAGUGAGGAGACGAAGCAGGUCCUGAGGCUGAGCCUGACUGAGUUCUCCCUGCCCAAGUUUUACCUGCUGUUCGGCAUCAGCAAAGUCAAGUCAGCUGCGGUCAUCGCCUUCCGCUCCAGCUAUAGAGACCGCUCCUUCUCCCCGGGCUCGUACGAGAGGGAGACGUUUGCCCUGUCCUCCCUGGAGACGGUCACUGAGGCGCUGCUGGAGAUCAUGGAGGCCUGUAUGAGGGACAUCCCUGCCUGCAAGUGGUUGGACCAGUGGACUGAGCUGGCUCAGAAGUUUGCGUUUCAGUACAACCCGUCUCUGCAGCCCAGAGCGCUGGUGGUGUUCGGCUGCAUCAGCAAGAGAGUGAGCCACGGUCAGAUCAAACAGAUCAUCCGCAUCCUGAGCAAGGCCAGCCCCCUGCUGAGCAUCGACCGGGGUCUGGAGAGCUGUCUGAAGGGACCAGACAACUACAACAGCCAAGUGUUGAUAGAAGCCACAGUCAUUGCUCUGACCAAGCUGCAGCCUCUUCUCAGUAAGGAGUCUCCCAUGCACAAAGCUCUGUUCUGGGUGGCAGUAGCUGUGCUGCAGCUGGAUGAAGUCAACCUGUACUCUGCAGGAACCGCCCUGCUGGAGCAGAACCUCCACACUCUGGACACAAUGCGCGUCUUCAAUGACAAAAGUCCAGAGGAAGUGUUCAUGGAGAUCAGACGUCCUUUAGAAUGGCACUGUAAACAGAUGGAUCACUUUGUGGGCCUCAACUUUAGUACCAACUUCAACUUUGCCCUGGUGGGACACCUGCUCAAAGGCUACAGGCACCCAUCCCCCACCACAGUAGCGAGGACAGUGAGAAUCCUGCACACACUGUUGGCUCUCAUCAGCAAACAUCUGAAAUGUGACAAAUUUGAGGUCAACACCCAGAGUGUGGCUUAUCUGGCUGCUCUGCUCACUGUGUCUGAGGAGGUCCGAAGUCGCUGCAGCCUCAAACACAGGAAGUCACUACUGAUCUCUGACCUGUCCGUGGACCCGGUGCCCAUGGACACCUACUCCAGUCACAUCAAUGAUCCCAGCUUCAGGACUCUGCGAGAGACUCAGCCGUGGACGUCACCUCAGGUUUCAGAGCGCUACCUUUCGGCCCACCACUACCCCACAGUGGGUCAGAUCAGCCCACGGACACGCAAGUCCAUGAGCCUGGACAUGGGUCAGCCCUCACAGGCCAACACCAAGAAGCUCCUGGGAACAAGGAAGAGCUUUGAUCAUCUCAUAUCAGACUCCAAAGCACCAAAGAGACCAGAGAUGGAGUCGGGGAUGACCACUCCCCCCAAGAUGAGGCGUGUAGCAGAGAACGACUACGAGAUCGAGACACAGAGAAUUGGAAACUCUCACCUUCGUAAAGUGUCUGUAUCAGAGUCCAACGUUCUCCUGGAUGAGGAGGUGUUGACUGACCCAAAGAUCCAGGCUCUGCUGCUCACUGUGCUGGCUACGCAGGUCAAAUACACCACUGAUGACUUUGACCAGCGGAUUCUGUACGAGUACUUGGCUGAAGCGAGCGUCGUCUUCCCAAAGGUUUUCCCAGUUGUCCACAACCUGCUGGACUCCAAGAUCAACACUGUGCUGUCCAUGUGCCAAGACACCAACCUCCUGAACCCCGUCCACGGCAUCGUCCAGAGUGUGGUGUACCAUGAGGAGUCGCCCCCCCAGUACCAGCCCUCCUAUUUACAAAGCUUUGGCUUUAAUGGACUCUGGAGGUUUGCCGGACCUUUCUCCAAGCAAACCCAGAUCCCGGACUACGCCGAGCUCAUAGUUAAGUUUUUGGAGGCGUUGAUUGACAGUUACCUGCCGGCAGCUGACGAGGAGCGAGGAGAGGAGCAGCUGAGGACGCCCACCUCCCCCUACCCCCCCACCAGCCAGAGCCAGCUCAGCAUCACUGCCAACCUCAACCUGUCCAACUCCAUGACCUCACUGGCCACCUCACAGCACUCACCAGGUGUGGACAAGGAGAACGUCCAACUUUCCCCCAGCUCUGCUCUUUCCAGCGGGUGUCGCACUCGCCACGGGUCAGCCAGCCAAGUCCAGAAGCAGCGCAGCGCCGGCAGCUUUAAGAGACCCAGCAUCAAGAAGAUCGUCUGAUCAGCGAGAGAACACCUCCCCACGACACCCCACCCCCCUCAACCUCCUCCUCCUCCUUCUCUCCGCCCCUCCCUCAUGCUGCACUCCACUAGUUUUUAUUUCCUCCUUCUUCCAGCUUGUUGCUUUGGCAGGAGAACGAGGAGGAACAUCACACACUUUCUUGUCUUCUUGCCGUGAUGGAGAUUUUUCUUCAACCCCCAGCACACUACUGCAGCUAGGGACGUCACACGUAAAAGACUGAUGGGAACAAGUGUGGACAUGAAGGUUCAGUUUGGAUGUGGACUGCUCAGUCUGUGUUCAGAUCCCUCGGCCUUCCUCACGUUAAACACUCCUGUGUCAGCGAGAUGGACCAAAUGACAGCAGCGGGGGUGGGGUGGGGUGGGGGGGGUGUUCUGUGAGAUGGGUCCUUCUCUCUGGUCCUGCUUGCACGUGCCCCCCCCCCCCCCCCCCCCCUUCCCAGUCUUGUACAUAUUUUACAUAGACAGAUUAUGUAUAACUAGUCCUUAGUGCUAAUUUGGAUGUUGACGUUUUCUCCAUGGUGUGCCUUUGUCAGGGUUUUUCAAUGUGUACAAUUUGUAAAGUAAGUCAAACCUUGCUGGGGACAAAGAACAGGUACUAAUUAUGGAGGCAAGCGUCCAUAUCACCACGAGUUCACACGAGCUGCAUCACAACUGGCCUCCAAUGAUCGUCAAAUAUACAAUCAUCCAUAUACCCUGUUGCCUGAGAGUAUUUAUCCUGUACAGCUAGAUAGUGCUACACAAACGUCUUCUUUCAGACACGUUCAGAGAUCACACCAAGAAACACGAGGGAAACAACAGUGUAAAUAAUUCCCAGCUUUUUCUCUUUGUUUUUUGUGCAGUUGCUUUUAUUCAGUUCUUUUUAGUAUGAACUGUUUUCAGCAGCUUUUUUAUUUGUUUACAAAGUGACAAGGAAAAUUGUGUCCUAGGCAAUAAUCCUCAACUCUCCAACUCCUUCCUCAACCGCCAUUUUAUUUGUACAGCAAACAGGGAACCUGAUGGAUUCACAUCCAGUGACCAUUUGAAUAGAAAAGAGGCCACGCACACGCACAGACAGACACAGACACGCACAGACACACGCAGACAGACACACACAGACAGACACAGACAGACAGACAGACACAGACACGCACAGACACACGCAGACAGACACACACAGACAGACACAGACACGCACAGACACACGCAGACAGACACACAGACACACGCAGACAGACACAGACACACACAGACAGACACACGCAGAGAGACGCAGACAGACACACACAGACAGACACACGCAGACAGACACACAGACAGACACACACACAGACAGACAUACACAGACACGCAGACACACAGACAGACACACACAGACACACACAGACAGACACACACACACACACACACACAAACAGACAGACAGAAACACACACAGAGACAGACAGACACACACACACACACACACAUCACACACACACAGACACACACACACAGACAGAGACACACUAAAAUGAGCUUUGACAGUUUGUCAUGGACACAGUCGAGAAUAAACUCUCACACUUCACAUAAGCUAAACAUGGUUUGAUGUUCUCUAAUCAUCAUCAGCCUGAAAUCAAACUUCUGAUCAAAGACGUGAACAGGAAACAGAAUCUGACUCUUGUGACUAAACUUUACCUUCCGUCGGUGCGAGGUGACUGAUACGUCCUUCUGCAGCAGAACCCAACACAUCGUCAAACCAAAGACAUGUCACUUUGUUUUACUGUCAAAUCUGGAGGAAGAGUGUUUAAAAAAUAUUGGUUGAUAUAUCUAUUGGAUUUUUUGAAACAUGACUGUCACUACUGGCAGAGUUGAAUCUGCAUUAGUAUGGCACAAUAAUGAAAUCUAAUAAUGCUGUAGAAAUGGUCACAUGGUUUGUAGUAAACAGGUUUCAACAGGCAGACAGCACCUUCGCAGUGCGUCCUCCGUCCACAGCUCGUUACACACCUAUGCAUAGCAAGAGUUGAGUGUUGUUGUACGACUCAACUUUGUUUUAGUCAGCGCAGCAUCUUCACACGUCUGCUGCUCAGAGUCACACAUCUGUCAAGUGUUGGUGUCACUUUACAGAUACGUAUGUGAAUCAGUUCACUACAGAUUUCUUCUUGAUUUUCUUGUAUUGCAGUCACCUUAUUUUCUUCUUUCCAUGCAGUUUAUUCAGUCAACACACAUCACUGCAUGAACGUUUUCAUUAAACACAGCCUCAGAAACAAUAUUUUGAUGUUCAGCCGUAAAGAACGGCAUAAAGGGAAGAAUGAUUUUAAAUCUAAAAGGAAUAAAUUCACUGGUCCACUUUAUUGUAGCAGAUCAACGGAUCCGUGGACUUCCCUCGUUCUCUGUCUUUGACACAUUGUCACGAAGAGAUUUGCUCUUUUUUUUUGGUGAAUCGGGACCAAACCAAGAAAUUAUGUUUCCAAUGCUGAAAAAUCAUAACAUUAUUUCAGAGAAUUGGAUGAUUGCUACCCCAGAGUUAGUGUGCCUCAAAGAGCGCACACUUUUCAACAGUCUUUCCUAGAAAGUGUUAUUGGUGUAGCUCACAGCUGGACACAUGAAAAGUUCAAACCCUGUGUAUUUUCACACAGCAGCACACCCGGCCAAAUCGCUAUAUCUAAGCGUGAGUAACUGUCAGCUUGUCUGUUUUGGAAAGUUCUACUGAAUCCACUAUUAGAACGCUGUUAGACAGUCCAGUUUGAAGCAUACAGAGACCUUCAGCUACUGAUGUUAUUGAACAAAUACAUGAGACGUGUUAAAGUCCCAUUUCAUUACAGGUUUUCCAAACUUACUUUAAAAGCUGGACCACACUGAUCGGCUGAUGUGUUACUUCAUGAAACAACAGCCCUCCUGCGCAUGUAAAUAGGCCUAACCCUAGUUAAUAGUGUCAAGCAUGGAGUUUCAUCUUUUUAAACUGUUAGUCAUAUUUUGUAACUCACAGGAUGUUUGCAGAAGUUAUGGAUCAGUAGGUCCAGGUUCAAAGGAUUUUUGGGAUCUAAAGUCAGGGCCGCUGAAUCUGUAAAGUUAUAUUUAUUCAGUCUCAUUAUAUAUCUUAAUCCAUUGUCUCUCCUCACCCCUUUCACCGUCUAACUGUUCUAAGCUACACUCCCUGAUUUCCUUCAAAGAUGCAUCCACAAACCCUGAAUAACUCAAUCAGCGAGUGUACCUUUAACAAAACACAACCAGGAAAAAUCUGAAGGCAAGCUUUAUUUUGAGCACCGUGUUAGCAGAUUGCCAUUGUUUCCAGGUUUCAGUUUGACUUGUGUGUGAAUGGAAAUAUUAAGGAUUAUGUAUCCAUAACCUCUUAAACAAGUGGUUGACUUGCACUAAUUUAAAAACUGUCAUGGGUUUGUAAAGAAGAAAAACCUCAAAGUGUGGCAUGUUUUAUUUGAUGUUAUGCAAAAUCUAAUGUCUGUAGAGUAUUAGUCUGAGUUUUGUUUUUAAUGCAGUAUGUGUGACAAUUGUAAAUAUUUUGUGUACAAUUUGAGAUGGUAUAUUUACUACACUGUACAUACAUGUGAUAUUGUAUCAUUUUGUUUUUGUAAAGCAGUUAGUUUCUGUAUAAUAAUAUACAAAUUGAACUAUUCCAGUGUUAGUAAUAAAAUGUUUUGCUCUCCA
Seriola aureovittata is the source of this 14413-nucleotide messenger RNA. RefSeq names its product neurofibromin. The transcript is spliced from 57 exons. Lineage: Eukaryota; Metazoa; Chordata; Actinopteri; Carangiformes; Carangidae. The record is from RefSeq and is a predicted model, not a curated record. The coding region runs from base 2442 to 10772 and encodes 2776 amino acids. Gene Ontology annotation, biological process: regulation of GTPase activity.